AUGGCCAACCCCACUGUGUUCUUCAAUAUCUCCGUCAACGGCAAGUCCUUGGGCCGCGUCUCCUUCGAGCUGUUUGCAGACAAGGUUCCAAAGACAGCAGAAAACUUUCGUGCUAAGAGCACUAGAGAGAAAGGAUUUGGUUACAAGGGUUCCUGCUUUCACAGAAUUAUUCCCGGGUUUAUGUGUCAGGAUGGUGACUUCAUACACCAUAAUGGCACUGGCGGCAAGUCCAUCUACAGGGAGAAAUUUAAUGAGAACUUCAUCCUAAAGCAUACAGGUCCGCGCAUCUUGUCCAUGGCAAAUGCUGGACCCAACACAAAUGGUUCCCAGGUUUCCAUCUGCACUGCCAAGACUGAGUGGCUGGAUGGCAAGCAUGUGGUCUUUGGCAAGGUGAAAGAAGGCAUGAGUAUUGUGGAGACCAUGGAGCACUUUGGGUCCAAGAAUGGCAAGACCAGCAAGAAGUUCACCAUUGCUGACUGUGGACAACUCUAG
Saimiri boliviensis boliviensis (Bolivian squirrel monkey) is the source of this 492-nucleotide messenger RNA. The record is from RefSeq and is a predicted model, not a curated record. NCBI's taxonomy places the organism in Eukaryota, Metazoa, Chordata, Mammalia, Primates, Cebidae.